Ipomoea triloba (trilobed morning glory) is the source of this 1785-nucleotide messenger RNA. Its product is annotated as phosphatidylinositol:ceramide inositolphosphotransferase 1-like. The transcript is spliced from 12 exons. The record is from RefSeq and is a predicted model, not a curated record. Gene Ontology annotation, biological process: ceramide biosynthetic process. NCBI's taxonomy places the organism in Eukaryota, Viridiplantae, Streptophyta, Magnoliopsida, Solanales, Convolvulaceae. The coding region runs from base 587 to 1522 and encodes 311 amino acids. Gene Ontology annotation, molecular function: sphingomyelin synthase activity; inositol phosphoceramide synthase activity; ceramide cholinephosphotransferase activity. Gene Ontology annotation, cellular component: Golgi membrane; endoplasmic reticulum membrane; trans-Golgi network.
UUUUAAAAAGGCUCUCUUGUUCCUCCCUCUCCUCUCUCUCUCUCUCUUUCGAACUCAACUGCCGCUCCGUGUUCGACUCGCGUUUUUAGCAGUCUUAGCAUCUAAGGAGACGAAUCACCCGAGACGCAGAUAAAAUAUACAUUUAUAUAGAGAGAGAACUGAAGAGAGAAAAAAAAAAAAACCAAAAAAAUUUUACACGCGUAAAUACACUAUGCAGAUAGAGGAAUCGAUCGGUCAAUUUCUUUAUAUCUUUGAAUUGCCAUUGUGGAAUUGAUUUUCCUCAGACUUUGAAAUUUUCCUUCUCCGAUUGUGAGGAUUCGGGUUGUCAUUUAAUUUGGGCGCUUCUCGAAUUGAGAUCCCGUAGUUUGAUUUUACGUCGAAGGAAUCCUCGGAUUCCUUGUCGUUUGCCGCCGGUUCCCGGAAUUGUUCUUUUUUGGCGAUCGUGGCCGAGUUCGGGUCGUCGGAAUUGGAAUUGCGUUGUUGUUUUCCGAGGUAGAAAGGGGCUCGGGAUGAGCGAUGUUGACCUUCGCAGUAGGUUUGUGAUGUAAUAUGGAAGUGGUGGUAGUGGUGCACACAGACGAAGAAGAUGUCGCUUUACAUUGGUCGCGAGGCUUCAAAGCUAUGGAAGAGAAUUUGUGCAGAGACUACAGCAGAGAUCAAGCUUCUUGCCGAGAAUUGGAAGUAUCUUCUUGGAGGUCUAAUUUGUCAGUACAUCCAUGGACUGGCUGCUCGAGGGGUUCAUUACAUACAUCGGCCAGGACCGACUCUACAGGACGUUGGGUUCGUUCUUCUUCCGGAACUUGGUCAAGACAAGGCUUACAUCAGUGAGACAGUAUUCACUUCCAUCUUUAUGUCUUUUGUCUUGUGGACUUUCCAUCCGUUCAUUUUAAAGAGCAAAAAGAUCUACACUGUGCUAAUAUGGUGCAGGGUCUUGGCUUUCUUAGCUGCUUGUCAAUUUCUUCGGAUUAUAACUUUCUAUUCUACACAACUUCCUGGUCCAAAUUAUCACUGUCGGGAGGGUUCAAAGCUUGCUACGCUUCCUCGCCCUGAUAGUAUUGUAGAAUUUCUAUUUAUGAAUUUUCCUCAGGGAAUACUUUAUGGUUGUGGGGAUCUAAUAUUCUCAUCGCAUAUGAUAUUCUCUCUUGUCUUUGUUCGGACAUAUCAAAAAUACGGCACACGAAGGUUGAUCAAGCAAUGUGCCUGGUUAGCUGUUAUCGCCCAAAGUUUCUUGAUUGUUGCGUCUCGCAAACAUUACACAGUUGAUGUUGUCGUGGCUUGGUACACCGUGAAUCUGGUGGUGUUCUUUGUUGACAGAAAAUUACCAGAAUUGCCUGACCGCUCUGGUUCAACGGGAUUUUUGAUACCAUUGACCAAGGACAACAAGACUAGAGACGAGAACCUCAAACUUUUGAAUGGGAAUUCUGGAGAUCUUGCAGACAAGAGGCCAAGAACCCAAAUAAGUGGGAAGAUAACAGAAGACGGAAACACGGUGCACGGUGAAGGGUUGAUGAAUGGGGGAUAGAUUUAGAAGUGUUAUUAGCAGCAGCAGCAGCAGCAGAUCAAUUAGGAACAACUACUUCGACUUACAAGUCUGUUUAUAUGGAUGAAUCCGCCCUCGUCUCCACUGUCUGGUAAAUUUUGAUUUGUAGAGUAGGAAUCAAAUCUCAAGUGAUGCUUCUUAAUACCCAUUGUCUUGAUCCUAAUGGUUAAUCACUUGAUGUAAACAUCAUAAUGUAUCAUGGAAUUAAAGUAAGUUUCUUAAUUGAUGCAAUUAUUAUUAUAUUC